Molecule: messenger RNA, 1198 nt
Organism: Centropristis striata (black sea bass)
Lineage: Eukaryota; Metazoa; Chordata; Actinopteri; Perciformes; Serranidae
Product: annexin A2-like
Exons: 13
Coding region: 87-1103 (338 amino acids)
Cellular component (GO): cytoplasm
Molecular function (GO): cytoskeletal protein binding; phospholipase inhibitor activity; calcium-dependent phospholipid binding
Source: RefSeq, a predicted model, not a curated record
AACACCACACCCCGUCCUGUCCCGGAUCAUAACGGUGCUGCUGCUGCUGCUCGCUGCCUCUCUGCUGCUGCUGAAGGUCGAUCAUCAUGUCGCUUGUGUCGGAGUUUCUGGGUCAGCUGACGCUGCAGUACGGGGCGGAAGUGGAGCCUAAAUUCCCCACCGUGGUGCCGGUGCGAGACUUCGACCCAGCCAAAGACGCUGCCAGGAUCGAGACGGCCAUCAAAACUAAAGGUGUAGACGAGCAGACUGUCAUUGACAUCCUGACCAGGCGCAGCUGCGAGCAGCGGAGAGAGAUCGGCUUCGAGUAUGAACGUCUCGCCAAGAAGGAUCUGAGCAUUGCCCUGAAGGGUGCGCUGUCCGGCUCUCUGGAGGCUCUGAUGCUGGGUCUGAUGAAGACCACUACACAGUACGACGCCUCCGAGCUCAAAGCCUCUAUGAAGGGACUGGGAACAGACGAGGAGACGCUCAUCGAGAUCGUCUGCUCCAGAAACACCGAAGAAUUAGCGGAGAUCAAAAAGGUUUACAAAGAGAUGUUUAAGAAGGACUUGGAUAAAGACGUCGCAGGAGACACAUCAGGAAACUUUGCCAAACUGCUGCUGGCGUUGGUUCAGACAAAGAGAGACGAACCCUCCAACGUGGUUGACUAUGAGAAGAUCGACGAGGACGCCAGAUGUCUGUAUGAAGCCGGAGUGAAGAGGAAGGGGACCGACGUGGCCACCUGGAUCUCCAUCAUGAGUGAGAGGAGCGUCCCCCACCUGCAGAAAGUGUUUGAGAGAUAUAAGAGCUACAGUCCAUAUGACAUGAAGGAGAGCAUCAGGAAGGAGGUGAAAGGAGACCUGGAGAAGUCCUUCCUCACUCUGGUGGAGUGUUUUGAAAACAGGCAGCUGUACUUCGCCAACAGACUCAGUGAAGCCAUGAAGAGUAAAGGGGCAAAGGAGAAGGUGGUGACCAGGAUCAUGGUCUCUCGCUGUGAAGUCGACCUGAUGAAGAUCAGAACAGAAUUCAAGAAGCAGCACAAACGAUCACUGUACCAGACCAUCGCUGAGCACACUAAAGGGGACUACCAGAAGGCUCUGCUCAGUCUAUGCGGAGGAGACGACUGAGACCUUGACCAUAUGGACUCCGUUUCCCAGAAGGCUGCUGGGUUUGAAAUCAGCUGACUGCAGAUGUGUUUUUUUUACAGUAUUAGACCCUUAUU